This is a messenger RNA of Melanotaenia boesemani (Boeseman's rainbowfish), 4629 nucleotides long. RefSeq names its product WD repeat domain 32 (gene wdr32). The record is from RefSeq and is a predicted model, not a curated record. The transcript has 7 exons. Lineage: Eukaryota; Metazoa; Chordata; Actinopteri; Atheriniformes; Melanotaeniidae. Gene Ontology annotation, molecular function: protein binding. The coding region runs from base 234 to 1814 and encodes 526 amino acids. Gene Ontology annotation, cellular component: Cul4-RING E3 ubiquitin ligase complex.
CUGCGCGGUUUGACGGGUGGCUAAGGAUAGGGCAAUGCCGAGUCUGGCACCAAAACAUAUUACUAUCGUACUUCUACUGCUGAGAUCCCCCUCUCUAUGGCACCUUAAAUGUGUGGAGGAAGACGUGGAUUCACGCUCAGCAGGUGAUCGGGGAUAGUCUAUUUCUCUCCGUUGAGCCGAGACGCAGCCCCCCCUGAAACACAGACGGCUCCGUGGACGCUAGAGUAGCCACAAUGAGCUCGGAGCACCAGAGCGACAGCGAGGACGCCGAUGAGUCGCAGGACAGGCCCAACACCGGCACCGUCUCUGACAAAGAAGAAGACCCUAAUGUCGAUGAGUCGGGCGCGGAAGGUGACAUCGCUCGGAGGGCUCGUCCUUCGUCUCCAGGGAGGAGCGAGGACCGCCCGGAGCGAAGUGCGGGGUCUCCCGUGCAGGAGGAACGAGAGCCCUGCAGCAAACUGGCUGCCGCGUCUCAGACUGGGAGCGGCGGGAGCUCAAACACCGACAGUAGCAGGGGCAGUAGCCUGUUUUCCUGGCUGCAGAGCAGGACUAUAAGACGAGGACUGUUUGUUGAUCCUGCUAGGGAUAACUUCAGGAUAAUGACUAGUUUGUAUUGCUCCAUGAAUCCGGCUGUGGAGUCAGUCAACCUGAGCACUCAGACGCAUGGAGCUGUCUUUAACCUGGAGUACUCCCCGGAUGGGUCUGUGUUGACGGUGGCCUGUGAGCAGACAGAGGUCCUCCUGUUUGAUCCCAUCUCAUCCAGACACAUCAAAACCCUGACGGAGGCACACGAGGACUGUGUCAACAACAUUAGGUUUUUGGACAAUCGUUUGUUUGCCACCUGCUCUGAUGACACCACAAUAGCAUUAUGGGACCUCCGUAAGCUUAACUCAAAGGUUUGCUCCUUGCACGGUCACGCCAGCUGGGUGAAGAACAUCGAGUAUGACACCAACACUCGCCUCCUUGUCACAUCUGGCUUCGAUGGCAAUGUCAUCACAUGGGACACUAACAGGUUUACAGAAGACGGCUGCCCGCACAAGAAGUUCUUCCACACUCGCUACCUGAUGAGGAUGCGUCUGACGCCCGACUGUUCCAAGAUGCUCAUCUCCACUUCCUCAGGGUACCUGCUCAUCCUUCACGACCUGGACCUCACCCAGUCUCUCGAGGUGGGCAGCUACCGCAUGCUGCGAGCGCGACGGACUCCCCUCAGCUCAGAUGGAGGCACGUCAGCGUUCCGGUCGGCUGGUACUCCUCGCCAGGGAAAUGACUCCAGCAAGAUUCACCCUCACAGAGAAGGCCUCUCUCCCAGGAACAGCUUGGAGGUUUUAACUCCAGAGAUCCCUGGUGAACGAGACAAAGGGAACUGCAUCACCUCCUUGCAACUCCACCCCAAAGGCUGGGCUACGCUCAUCCGCUGCUCCAGCAACAUGGACGACCAGGAGUGGACAUGCGUGUAUGAGUUCCAGGAGGGAGCGCCCACGCGGCCCCCGGUCUCCCCGCGCUGCUCCCUCCGCCUCACCCACUACAUCGAAGAGGCCAACGUGGGGCGAGGCUACAUCAAGGAGCUGUGCUUCAGCCCGGACGGACGGCUCAUCUGCUCCCCCUACGGUUACGGCAUCCGCCUGCUGGCCUUUGACGAGCGCUGCAGCGAGCUCGCCGACUGCCUGCCCGUCCAGACCAGCUGCCUCAGGGAGAUCCGAUCCAUCUACUCACACAGUGACGUGGUGCUCACCACCAAGUUCUCCCCAACGCACUGCCAGCUGGCCUCGGGUUGCCUCAGCGGACGUGUGGCUCUUUACCAGCCCAAAUUUUAGCAUCCAGGGGCGUCACCUGAUGGAGCACUGAAAACCUGGCUAGGAAGUAUUCAAGAGUUCCUGCACAGAACAUCUGGAAUAUACCAAUGAGGCUUUUUAAGUCUUGAUAUGUUUGACAGCUACACAAAUAUCUGCAUAAAAAUCUUCCAUUAUUCUUGUAUAUCUUUCAUGCAGUACAUGAUUUCUCUGAUUUGAGAUUGUUAUAACAUCUUUGCAGAUAUUUAAGUGUCAAAGCAGUUUAGCCUCUUUAGUAUAAUUUUGUAUAUCAAAACCAUCAAAAGGACAAAUUUGUUGGAUUCUCUGAAUGCACGUUUCACACCAUAAGCACUCAACACAAACAUCAUUACUCUUUGGGACUUCAGUUGACUUUAAAAGCUGAAUAUUAGGAUUUUCUUAACUUGUGUCAGGUAUUAAUUACAUGAAGUCCCAGGUCUGUAGCUGUGAAGCAGGCCGCCUCUGGGUGCUAGCUGUCAGCCGACAGCCACUGACUGGAAACUAAACUGAGUACUUAUCUUUGGCCCAUUGACCAGGUGACAGCGGUGGAUGGACACUUUCAGCCUUUCUGGGCCAGAACAUCAAGAUUUAAUGCAAAAUAAAUAAAAACUCUAGGCAACAUAAUAAGAAAGGCCACUUGAUUUUUACAGACUUGACUGUCUUUCAGACUGGGUAGAAGGUUUGAAGUCCAAUCUUCAAAGCUCUUGAUGCGAUACGGUAUCAGGCAACAACAAACUGCUGAUCGUCUGUUGAUCUUUUUCAAACUAAAAUUAAACUAAAACUUUUUGGGGGUUUCCUUUAAAGUCAAAAUUUUUGGUUCUUUUGAGACUCGACACAUCCAGAUGUUGUCAUCUCGGGAGAAAAACACUAACGAUGCAAACAGACAAAUAAUCUGUGAAAAAGAGAGACAAACGGGCUCUUAUGUCUGCUGUUGAGCGUCCUGUUCGGCGUCCUUCGCUGCACCUCCUGCCGCUUUCUGCUGCUUUGCUCAUGCCUUUGCCACAGGUGCUGCUUCUCUGCUCAUACAAUCUGAACUUUGACUUCGAGGACCUCUUCUCAUUACCUCCCUGCUUAGUUUUGUUCUCCAUUUCUAAUCUCCACUGUCACGGUCCACAGUGUUAAGUGGUUUUCUUGGUGUGUUAAUGUUGGCACUACUUGUAGCACGGCCAUUUCGUUGGAAUUUGUGGUCAUUUUUUGACUUUGUGAGGCCGUUUUAGAAAAGGUUGCAUUGAUGACACUUGUAAUUUCUCCCCACAGUUUAUACUUUUAAAUGAAGCCCAUGAAUUUAAACGUUAUGCUGUUUUGGCUGCUGGUAUCCAUUAAUCUGACACCAUUCAAACCCAUUAUCAGUACAAAGAAAAUAAUAUUUAAAUAUAUUUCUUUUUUUUUUAAAUCAAGGCUGAUAUCAUUACAUAUUUUUUGUGUAAAUUAUAGUAGCUCAACUUAAUUAUAUCUGUGAUACUCCACACACACCUUAGUUUAUAAUACAACACUUUAAAAAAAUAACUCCCACAUUUAUAGUUUGAUUUCUUUUAAGAAUGCUCUGAAAAUGAAAACUGCUGAUGUCUUUCAUUUCCAGAAGUGCACAUUUGUUGAAGACCACUUAAGUCGGGUGUUCUCAGCAACAUUAAGUUGCAUUUUCUCACAGCGUGGUUAACUUUUUUUAAUAUUGAUUAUGGGUUUGGAUACACAGGUAAUACUUAUUAGAUCUAUUAAGAAUUCAGAUUAACACCAGCUAAGUUUAAACAUUUACAGGAUGACAUUGGUGCCUGAAUCUGUUCCUGUACCUUUUUCCUGUCAUUUUAUUAGUUUUCUAGGUUGCCAAUCUUCUUUAAACAUUAAGGUGUCUGCAAGGCUUUCAUGUUUCUAGUGUAGGAAUAGCUGCAGUGAGAACUGCCCUGAUAGUUCCACUUUUAUGUAAACUGGCUGCAGGACUGACCGCAGAGUAGUGGAUAACUUAAGGUAGAUAAAAGAUAAACACAUACUAUGCAUACCUGCCUUUAUGAUGAUUCUCUUUUCUUAUUUAUGCUCUGUGGAGUUGUCAGAUGCCAAACUAUGAUUUUUUUUUUUUGUUUUUUUGUUUGUUUGUUUUCCUUUUGUUCUUCUUUUUGGCGAGGGGUUGUAGUGAAACAUGAGCUGAGAACUAAAAGUGAACAUCUGUCAUUGUUUUAUAUGUAGGAAAUUAUGUGAAAACAUGCCCCAAAUAAGGCUAUGUAUCUGCAAAUGUAUAGAUGCUGAAUUAUUUGGGACAUGCUUAAACGCCUCUAAAGCAAAUGCUUCUACCUUAAUUCAGUUGUUUCUUUAUUCAUAAAAGGCAGCACACGGGGCUUUUCUGUCACCUUCUUUACAUUUUGGAUAAUAUUAUUUAAAAUGUGCAUGUGUACAAUGUAAAAGCCAUGUUCUGGUGUUAUUGUAGUGAUAUGAAUUUAAGGUUUGAGAUAAAAAAAAACAAUAGCUCAAGUUGCCAGAUGUGAUUUGAUAGUUCCCAGCUCACAACAUGCUCCUGUAGGUUAUGUGAAAAUGGAUUUUAAGGUCAUACCUCAGUUUAAUUGCUCUAAAACAGUUUUUUUUUCAGUGUGUUGUAAAUAAUUUUGGGGUCUGUUUCACCUUCAGCUUAGCCAAUUCAAAAUCUUUUUACUAAAUGAUUCAAUCACUCGAGUUGCAGUCUUUGAAAGUGCACAUUUCUACAUAUUUUUUUAUGCUGUUGUUUUCAAUUGACUGAGCUGGAUGUUAAAGGAUGCUGUAUAUUUUCUGCUGCUCAUUCUAUUUCAAGUAUACUCACAAGCUUUUUGAAGAGACGUGUCUUAUCUGCCAGGUAACU